AUGGCUUCUCACCGUCUGCUCCUCCCUUGCCUGGCUGGACUGGUAUUUGUGGUAUUUGUGUCUGAGGCUGGCCCUGCGGGCACUGGUGCAUCUAAGUGUCCUCUGAUGGUCAAAGUCCUUGAUGCCGUCCGAGGCAGUCCUGCUGUCAACGUGGCUGUGAAGGUGUUCAUAAAGGCUGCUGAUGAGACCUGGCAGCCAUUCGCCUCUGGGAAGACCAGUGAAUCUGGAGAGCUCCAUGGGCUUACAACUGAAGAGAAAUUCAUAGAAGGGAUAUACAAAGUGGAAUUAGACACAAAGUCCUACUGGAAGGCACUUGGCAUCUCCCCAUUCCAUGAAUAUGCAGAGGUGGUGUUCACAGCAAAUGACUCUGGCCACCGCUACUACACCAUCGCAGCUCUGCUCAGUCCCUACUCCUAUUCCACCACGGCCGUCAUCAGCAACCCCAAGGAAUGA
Messenger RNA from Cynocephalus volans (Philippine flying lemur), 453 nucleotides. RefSeq names its product transthyretin (gene TTR). Gene Ontology annotation, molecular function: thyroid hormone binding. Bases 1 to 453 code for a protein of 150 amino acids. The record is from RefSeq and is a predicted model, not a curated record. Lineage: Eukaryota; Metazoa; Chordata; Mammalia; Dermoptera; Cynocephalidae. Gene Ontology annotation, biological process: purine nucleobase metabolic process. The transcript has 4 exons.